AUGGCAUCGUCCGCUGACCAUCUUUCGGCCCAGGAGCUGGAGACUCUCUCCACCAAAGCUAUUUCUGCCAAGGACGUUGCGUACUGCCCUUAUUCAAAGUUCCGUGUUGGAGCCUGUGUUUUGACGCAAACAGGCGAGUAUUUUCACGGUGCCAACGUAGAGAACGCUGCCUAUCCUGUUGGGACCUGUGCAGAAAGGGUUGCAUUGGGGACCGCGGUUGUAGCUGGGCAUCGAGACUUUAAAGCAAUUGCUGUUGCAACAGACAUUGAACCAGCAGCAUCACCUUGCGGCAUGUGCAGACAGUUCAUACGUGAAUUUUGCACUUCAUCAUUUCCCAUCUUUAUGUAUGACGGGCAAGGGAAUUUUACUAUGAAAACUAUCGGAGAGCUUCUGCCGGACUCAUUCGGCCCAGACGAUUUGCCUGGAGCCAAGGAGCAAUCUUAGGUCCCUACUUUCAACCUAGGCCUCUCUCAUCUCCAGGUCCGGUGCGAUUGUAUGGAACGCGUCUCCCAUUAACGCAGACCUGACAGUCUUACUGGGUCCAUAAUACGCACUUCCCCCCUCUGGGUUGGCUUCAAUUCCAUGGUAAUUUAACUACCAAAGUUCGCAAAGUGGCCCUAUAUGAUUGCUGAGCAGAGCGGCCUUGUCAAUUCAGGGCUUUGUUUGUAGAUCGAGGAGCGCGCCUUGUUGGACGCCGGACUAGUGGCUAGUAAAAUGGGACCCAGGGCUACGAUAGUAUUCUUGCCUCAUAGUCGGAAAGACCUCAUCUCCUUGGAAAAGUUUUCUGACAUAUCACCCUGAAUGCAUACGUCAAUCUGGUUAAUAUCUCAUACACAUCUGGCACGACAUGAUCCAGAAAGCACCCACAGAACAUAUCACCGUCAGAUUAAUGGUACACAAAGUAUGUAAGGGACUAUGAUCUUCAUAAACAAC
This is a messenger RNA of Aspergillus brunneoviolaceus CBS 621.78, 933 nucleotides long. Its product is annotated as cytidine deaminase. Lineage: Eukaryota; Fungi; Ascomycota; Eurotiomycetes; Eurotiales; Aspergillaceae. The coding region runs from base 1 to 444 and encodes 147 amino acids. Gene Ontology annotation, cellular component: cytosol. The transcript has 5 exons. Gene Ontology annotation, molecular function: zinc ion binding; cytidine deaminase activity. The record is from RefSeq and is a predicted model, not a curated record.